GUCCCGUCUCCUUGGAAACACUAACAAACAUGGCGGAUUAACUUUCGUAGUGAGAAAAAGUACUUUUAUAAAAAUAUCUUGCCAAUAGGUGGAAAUACUUAACGCGCAAGUGUCAUUCAUAAAUCAGGUUAAAUGGACGUGGAAGAUAGGGAAAGUCCAUUUGAUGUGGCGUCCGACAGGUGUGGACUGCCAAGUGUCCACCUCAGCACUGAUGAGGACAGUGAUGAAGAUUUUUCAGUCCAGGGGACCUUUACCGAAGAAGAGUUGGCCUUCCCUCCUGAUCUGGAGUGGUUAGAGGAGUUGUAUGAAGAUGACCAUGAUGAUGUUGACGGUGAUGGCGACCUUGCGGUCGCGGCCGUGGACGGUAAGAAGAGGCGUUAUGCCGAGACAGCACGGAUGUUCAAGCUGAGACGAAACCUGGACCAGCUGGACUGCUUUCACCGACAGAAGGAGCGUGACGUGCUGAAAGCCAGAGAAGAGCUUAAACUCCGUCGUCACAACAUUGAAAGUUUGGUGAAGCACAGGGACAACUUGGAGAGAGAGAUCGAGCGACAGAGAGCAGCAGACGACAGCGUGGCUGUGUUUCGUUUGCGAUCCCAACAUAAACAUUUGUGUCAAGAGCUUCAGAGUGAGGAGGAACUGGAGGGCCACGUCAACACCGGGCUGAAACAGCAAGAACUUGUCCUGAGGGAGGUGGAGGUGGAGCUUGCCAGGUUCUCCUCGCUCCGGCAGGAGGUGCAGGAGGAGCAGCGAGUCUUCCAGGCCCAUAAGAACCAGAAGGCAUCGACAAGGCUGCAGCAGGAGAGGAAAGCCAGCCAGAACCUGCAGCUCAAGAUGCAGCAUCUCAAGCAGAAACAGGCAGCCAUGCUGAAGAAAGAGGAGGCUGAAUGUCAGACGAAAAUUGAAGAGGGACGGGCAAACCGCAAGAUAGCUGCCAAGUACCUGAAAGAGACCAUCAGAAGGAUGCAGCGGCAAGACGCUGAGAAGCAGCAGCAGAGGAGGGAGUUCCUGGAAAAGAGGAUUCAGGCGGUCAACUCACUGAAAUCGAACAUAGCAGCCACCCAGGAGAGCUUACGGGUGCAGCAAAGCAGAGCCAGGGUAAAUGCCCAGAAGGAAGAGGUGCGACAGACACAACUAAGAGAAUCCCUGGAGGCCCAAGGAAUCAACAGUAUCAAGCAUAUUUACCAACAGAAACAACUAGAGGAGAUAAAACGAAAACAAGCGGAAUUCGAGGAGAGGCAGAAGUCAAAGAGAGCGGAGAUUGUGGCAAAGAUCCUUCAGGAGGAGCAGCAGGUAAAGAGCAGAAAGAGACAGCAGGCACUGGUGCCCAAACCCUCCACCUGUCACAAGGUCCCAUUACCGGGGAGGGCAAGUGAGAAGCUCCUCCGCUACCUGGCUCCCAGACCCCCAUCAGCCCCCGUAGAGCGAGCGCCAAACCAGCUGAUCCGGUUCAGUGACGUCAGCAGCUCAUCGUCGGCCUCCUCUGAUGUUGAGGACGUGGAGGGAACCGUGCCCCAGGAGGAGGAGCACCAGAGGCUCGCUGACAGCCUGGCUGAGCCCGAGUUCUCUGGGCUGUGGGAGCAGAACCAGGAGAAGCUCCAGAAUAAGAAAAGGGCCCCGGUGCAGUCAGAAGUUAAGCAGGAAGAAGCAGCAAUGGGCGGUGGUGCACUGAACAUUCCUGCUAAAAAGGUUCAUGGAACAGAGUUGAAAGGUCCUCCGUUCAUCAGUAAACCAGAGGUCGUCUUCUUCAAGGACUUUGAAGUUGGGAUAAUCUAUAAGAAGAAAAUCGCCUUGACUAACGUCAGCUACGUCACCAACCACUGCAAGCUCCUCGGGGUCUCCGCCCGACUGAAAGACUUCCUCUCCAUCAGCUUUGCGCCUCCUGGUUCUUUAUCCACUGGGAUGUCAUGUGACAUGCAGGCUGUUUUUCAACCUACGAUCAACGAGGACUUGGAAGGUGAGGUCCACUUUGAGUCUGCGCUGGGUCCCUUCUCUGUGCCCGUCAGAUGCACCAUAAAGAAAUGUGAGCUGGAGGUCGACAGCCAGUUCCUUGACUUCGGUUCGCACGUGGUGGGCCAGACUAUUUCACGGAUCAUCACCUUGACCAACAAGGGGGCCCUUGCCACCCUCUUCAGCUUGAACACCUCCUCGCGUCUCAGUCCAGAAACCAGCCGCGUCCAGACGGCAUCCAACGUCUCUGCCAACACCCGCCAGGAGGAAAGCAGUCAACACACAACGUCUGAGGACCGGAGCUGCUCGGUUUCCAUGGGCACCGUAGAACUCCAACCAGAGCAGGAGAGUCAGGAGUUCUCUGAGGCUUUGCACACAGGGUCAGAGGCUUCGGCUACUGAUCCAGAAAUCAUUCCUGAGGCUUGUGCGUCCAGCGAUGUCCACUCAGACCCCGGUGACAUAAGCCUCGGAAGUGUUCGUGAAGGGGAGAUCGGACCCUUUCAAAGUCUCCAGCUGGAAGUUCUUUUCAGUCCAACCAUUCCAGGAACGGUCAAACUCGACUUCCACAUCAUUUUCUCUGACUUAACCAGCAAACCAAUUCCCAUCCAGGUGAGGGGGGAUGCAGUCAGUGUCCCUGUACGUGUGGUGCAGCCCAGCAUUGACCUGAAGAUCUGCAUGUUUGACCGCCUCUAUCAAGACAGCAUCGUGGUCCAAAGCAGAGCCAGCUCGGCCCUGAGGCUGACCUUUGAGGUGUGCCCGGAAAUGAGGAAACACAUGGAGAUCCUUCCAAAGACUGCUUUCGUCCAGGCCCAAUGCAGCUUUAACGCCCAACUCAAGUUCCUGCCGAGAAGCUCUUUAUCCAAAGAUGCCAAGGAUCUUUUUGACAGCGAUACAGGAGUCCUGGAGGUUCCAAUGGCCGUUGAAGUAGCAGGCCAGCUGAUUCAUCUCGGCUUCACGUGCGUUCAGGUGAUGCCGCUGCACUUCACGGUCCAAGCUGUCGUCACCUCGUCAGAGCUGCGGUUCGACCGGACUCCGGUGGACUUUGGCCUCUGUUCCAUCUACCAGUCGGUCAAGAGCAGCGUUCGCCUCACCAACCUGUCCCUGCUGCCUCAGGACUUCGGCUUCCUGAGCGUUCCAGAGUUUAUUGAGGUGCAGCCCAAUGACGGCUUUGGCACUCUGCUCCCACAAGAGACCCUGGAGAUAGAUCUGAUUUUCAGUGCCAAAAAGGCCAAAGAAUACAAUUUCCAGCUCCGCUGCAAAUCAGGAUUUAACAGAGAUUUCAUCCUGUCGUGCCGAGCGGCGGGUGUCCGCCCCCCGCUGCAGCUCUCCCACUCUCUGGUUCAGUUUGGGGCCACGGCCAUAGGGGACAAAUCCACUGCCGUACUUCACCUGAUCCACCCCAAAAAAACAAUCCCUCCGGUGGGGAAGGACGCGGUGGCUCCUGCGGCCCCCAGGCUCUUCUCCUUCAGCCUACCCGAGGGUUCAGACAUCAGCAUCGCUCCGUCAGCAGGCCGCCUACUGCCGGGAGAGAGAUGUCUGCUCCAAGUGACGUUCAGACCCCGACUGCCAGACCAAGACAUCCAAGAGGAGGCGCUGCGUCUCCUCCGGCGAGUCGAGCUGCACCGCCUGGAGGAGCAGGAGAGGAGCAGACACGCUGAGCAGGAGGCUUUAAAAGCGGUCCCAGUGGUCACCGCUAAAGGGAAGAAGGCCCCUGUGAUCCCAAAGACGGACCAGCCAGCCGAGUCACCAAAUCCUGCUGAGUUGCGGCCGUGGUCAGAGCGGCAGGAGGAGGCCAGAGCCUCUCUGCUGCACUCCUUCACUGGACGCUACAGCGAGAGCACCGUCCCCUGCUUCGUGUCGGACGGAGACCCCCCAGAGGACGACCCGCAGGCCCAGCCGGCGUGGAGUGCCUUCAAUACGCUGCACCUCAGGCUGCAGUGUCCGGCCGUCCAGCCCCCCCUAGUGGUCACAUCCAACAGUGCAAAGAAUGUCAUAGACUUCCAUCAGGUGGCAGUGGGAGAACGAGUGAUCAAGAGGUUUACCGUUCAGAACAUUUCAAGGGAAACUCUGGAUCUGGGGUCAUCGGUGCUGGAUGUACACGGCCCUUUUUCCCUUCUGAAUGCUCUCAGGUGCAUUAGACCCGGGGAAAAGCACACUCUGGUUGUGGCCUUCAGCCCCUCUCUGGAGAAAAAGUACUGCGAGAUUUUGGAGGUGCGUAGCCAGAAGAUGACCCUGGAGAUGACUCUGAGUGGGGUGGCCGUGGUCCCUGCCGUCACCUCCUCCCACCCUGGAGGCGUCCUUGACUUUGGCCAUGUGUUGCAGAAGGAGUGCGCCACGCAUGUCCUGAAGCUGCAAAACAGCUCAGUGGUGGCCGUGGGCUUCAGGGCGCUGCUGGCCAGCCUCUCUCCCUCAAGGCCUCCGGGUGGAGCGGACGGCCUGGCCUCCCUGCUGCGGACUCACACCGACUCUCCGGUCCAGCCUGCUGUCGGAUCCCAGAACCUUAACGGGCUGAGUGUGUUCAGCGCUGUUCCAGCAGAGGGCAGCGUUGCUCCGGGACGGAGCCUCGACAUCGCCGUCACCUUUCGGCCCGACCACCCUUCUGUCAACUACUCUGACAGGCUGACCGUAGAGCUCGCGAAUAAGAGCAAAGUGUGCGUGGUGGAUGUGAAGGGAGCGGCUUCUUCACACAACAUGUAUCUGUUGGGAGGAGACGUGCUGACGGUGCCCAUCGAAUCCCUCCUCCCUCCACCGACAACCAGACGACCUCCGCUCAAAGAGCCGGAGCUGAAGGAGAAGCCCACCACCCCCGUGCUGGUGACCCUUCGGGCCGGCUACAGCGCGGGAGUCAUCACACCUGCGGUGAGGGAGCUGCAGGUGGGCUGCAUCGCCACACAGUCCGUGAAGAAGGGCGGUGAGUUUCAGUGGGACAACGCGGCGUCCCUGCAGCCGCUCGGCUUCAGCGUGGAGCCCAGCAGGGGCUCCGUGGAACCGGGCCACCAACGCACCGUCACGGUCACAUGGGUUCCCCACAGUGGGUACAAGCCCUAUGAAGUGGUGCAGACAUGUUUACCUCUCACCUUGACGGGGGAUGAGACCAACGUUUACAGAGUCACCCUCAUGGCUUUGGUCUCCACCGCGGCCGACUGACCUCUACAGCGUCGGGACGCCGGACAAUUGGGAAUCAUCUCACACCCACACGCACUCUGACAUGUAUGUGGCCAGCAUGAACUAAAAUAUUGACUAUUUAUGGAUUAAAUGUAUUCAAUCAAAUCAAUAAAAGGUGGAGUUAAUGUAUCUGGAAA
This is a messenger RNA of Gasterosteus aculeatus aculeatus (three-spined stickleback), 5252 nucleotides long. RefSeq names its product cilia and flagella associated protein 74 (gene cfap74). Lineage: Eukaryota; Metazoa; Chordata; Actinopteri; Perciformes; Gasterosteidae. The record is from RefSeq and is a predicted model, not a curated record.